Molecule: messenger RNA, 1664 nt
Organism: Spea bombifrons (plains spadefoot toad)
Lineage: Eukaryota; Metazoa; Chordata; Amphibia; Anura; Pelobatidae
Gene: TRAF2
Product: TNF receptor associated factor 2
Exons: 11
Coding region: 64-1650 (528 amino acids)
Biological process (GO): protein K63-linked ubiquitination; regulation of apoptotic process; positive regulation of canonical NF-kappaB signal transduction
Cellular component (GO): cytoplasmic side of plasma membrane; cytosol; plasma membrane signaling receptor complex
Molecular function (GO): tumor necrosis factor receptor binding; ubiquitin protein ligase binding; zinc ion binding
Source: RefSeq, a predicted model, not a curated record
UUUCCUCUCUCAGCAGAAAGGCUCAACGGCUGCGUGGAGCGGACCGGGCGUGGUUUUUUUUACAUGGCCGCUGCCAGAUUAACAAUUACUCCGCCGGGAUCGUUGGACGUUAACAAGCCUGGCUUCAACACAGAGAUCCUCGACACCAAAUUGGAAGUGAAAUAUCAAUGCUCCGACUGCAAGGAUAUCCUGAGGAGACCUUUCCAGGCCCAGUGUGGGCAUCGCUACUGUUCGUACUGUCUGCGGAAGAUCAUUAGUCCUGGUCCUCAGAAGUGCGCCGCCUGCAUUCAGGAGGGGAUAUACGAGGAAGGAGUUUCACUCUUGGAGAGCGGUUCGGCAUUUCCGGAUAACGCGGCCCGCAGAGAGGUGGAGAGCCUUCCUGCCGCAUGCAGAAAUGAGAACUGUACGUGGAAAGGAACUAUUAAGGAAUACGAGGCGGCCCACGAAGGAAAGUGCCCGUUUAUGAAGGUUCCGUGCCCGGCCUGCCAGUCGUUGAUCCCGGUGAAUGCGAGAGACUGGCAUAACGAGCGUGAGUGUCCGGAGAGAAAACUCAACUGCAGAUACUGCAAGCUGUCCUUCUACUUCCCAGACAUCAAGGCCCACGAUGAGAUCUGCCCCAAAUUCCCCAUGACUUGUGAAGGUUGCGGCAAGAAAAAAAUCCCCAGAGAAAAGUUCCAAGAUCAUGUAAGGUCCUGCGGCAGGUGUAAGGUGCCGUGCCGGUACCAUGUGGUCGGUUGUACUGAAAUGGUGGAGAAUGACAAAUCCUUGGAACAUGAAAGUAAAUGCCUCCCGGACCACUUGGCCAAAGUCUUGGACUCCAUCCAGCAGGAGCGGAAGGAGCACACAGAGCUGUCUCAGCGUCUCGGUUCACUGUCUGUGCAGGGCAGCCCCGGGCCCCUUACCAGCUUGACCCCAGCCCCAGCCUCAGCCCUAGAACUCCACAAGCUACUGCUGCAGUUGGAGGCGCUGGGGAAGAAGAUCACCACCUUCGAAAACAUUAUGUGCGUCCUCAACAAGGAGAUGGAGAGAACGUCGAUGACAGUAGAGGAGCUCAUGAAACAGAAACGCGCAGAUGAAGACAAGAUCGAUACAUUGAUUGCCAAGGUUCGGCAGUUGGAGAGAAUAAGCGGUCAGAAGGAUAGUCUUCUGGCGGAAAUGGAGAGCCGAUUACAGGAAAUGAAUCUUUCCACCUACGACGGGAUAUUUGUCUGGAAAAUAUCAGAAUUUUCCAAGAAAAGACAGGAUGCCACCGUAGGACGCUGUCCCGCCAUGUUCUCCCCGCCUUUCUACACCAACAGAUACGGCUACAAGAUGUGUUUACGGAUCUAUCUGAACGGGGAUGGCACGGGGCGAGGAACGCACCUGUCCCUUUUUUUCGUGGUGAUGAAGAGCCCCAGCGAUGCUUUGCUGCGUUGGCCGUUUAACCAGAAGGUCACGCUUAUGUUAUUGGAUCAGAACCACCGGGAACACGUGAUCGACGCUUUCAGACCGGAUAUUACGUCGUCGUCUUUCCAGAAGCCGGUCAGCGAGAUGAAUAUCGCCAGCGGGUGUCCGCUCUUCUGCCCCAUUUCCAAGCUCGAGGGGAAAAACUCGUACGUCAGAGAUGACACCAUUUACAUAAAAGCCAUCGUCGACCUCACUGGCCUUUAGGAUGUGGGGAAGCC